AUGGCGGAGACCCGAAGUAAGAAGAAGCUUGCGGAGGCUCAGGACAGUCGCGGUAAUACCAAGAGGGCCCAGAAGGGCGACUGCCACAUCCUCGCCGACAAACUUGCCUCCACGCGGAAGAGGAUGCUAGUCUAUGGAGGUGUGACAGGAACUUGGCGAUGGCUGCGCAAUGUUUUGGAGAACAAAAUAUCACCCAUUUCGAUGCGGUUCAAUGUACUCACUAUGAUUCGGACCAUAUUGCAGGUGAGUUUCUUACUAUCGCAUCGCCCUCAUGGAAUUUCACCCGCUCACUCCGCGGGACUCAUCGACAUGUCUAAUGAUACACCGCCGACUAUAGACAACUUUCUGUUCAAUGACCCCAGUGGCAGGAUCGCUACUUUCCUGCCCGGUCUCAAUUUCCCUGCACCACCGGUGCAUACUCUAGGCCGUCUCAAAAUAUCACCAACCACAACAGCACCAGAAGCGUCAAGUGAGCUAGUUGAAGGGUUUGGCCCCUUACCCCCUGCUGUGCGGUGGAUCCCAGACAGCAAAAGGCAAGGCCAGAUUGUCUGGUCGCAGCUUUGGAAUUCCAAGAAUUUCAAUCAACAACCUCCAAUGGAGCCACUGGCCCCUUGGGGAAAUCCGGGGGCCAUCGCAUACCCGAAUGUCGAUGAGUUCCCCCUCUUCCCUACAUUGAAUACGACUUUCUAUGGACCUUCGAUGCAAAUCAUCGAGAAUAUGCGUAGUCGUGGUUCCCGAGGCAUCCAGGUAGAUCGUGCCUCAAUAAUAACCGUUUUCAGCACCAAGGAUAAAACAGACGGCUUCUCGGCUCUUUUUACAGGGGAUGCCCACGAUACGGAAAUUAACCGCGAUAUCAGAGGGAAUCGACCAUUCCUCAGCAUUUUCCCGUCAUGA
Messenger RNA from Talaromyces stipitatus ATCC 10500, 894 nucleotides. RefSeq lists its product as uncharacterized. The record is from RefSeq and is a predicted model, not a curated record. Lineage: Eukaryota; Fungi; Ascomycota; Eurotiomycetes; Eurotiales; Trichocomaceae. Bases 1 to 894 code for a protein of 297 amino acids. The transcript is spliced from 2 exons.